Conger conger (European conger) is the source of this 1413-nucleotide messenger RNA. It is a transcript of the gene snf8, whose product is annotated as SNF8 subunit of ESCRT-II. Gene Ontology annotation, biological process: protein transport to vacuole involved in ubiquitin-dependent protein catabolic process via the multivesicular body sorting pathway. The transcript is spliced from 8 exons. Bases 416 to 1192 code for a protein of 258 amino acids. Gene Ontology annotation, cellular component: ESCRT II complex. NCBI's taxonomy places the organism in Eukaryota, Metazoa, Chordata, Actinopteri, Anguilliformes, Congridae. The record is from RefSeq and is a predicted model, not a curated record.
GCUCUAGAAAAAGACGAAAACAUGUCGUCAGACUUCCUGGUUUACGCUUUUAGCUAAAUAGUUUUAUUUUAAAAAAUUAUUUUUAAAAUAAUAGACCUAUGAAGGCUUUAUGAACACCACCGACGCACUGUCUAUAACAUCAGAAGGCUGGGCGAUUUGAACGAUCUGUAUAAAAACAAAUUGGACGUACAAGUGCUGUAACUAUGUUAUGUUAUGUAUCGCAGUAAAACAAAGUUAUCUUGCAUGUUAAAGUAAUGUACAGAUUUAUCAAUAUAUCUGUUUAAUUAGAGACUGUAACAUACCUGCUAGCUAGUAUUGUGUCAACUGCCAAGCUAAUGAGUGAAACCUAAGGCUAACUACAGAAGCACAGUUGGAAGAAUUUGUACUGGCCGUCGAACUUACACAGUAACCUAGAAUGCACCGGAGAGGAGUGGGAGCUGGCGCCAUCGCCAAAAAGAAGCUUGCUGAGGCGAAAUAUAAAGAAAGGGGCACUGUUCUUGCAGAGGAUCAAAUUGUGCAGAUGUCCAAACAACUGGAGACUUUCAAAACUCACCUGGAGGAGUUUGCUAGCAAGCACAAGCAGGAGAUCCGCAAAAAUGCACAGUUCCGGGUGCAGUUCCAAGAAAUGUGUGCCACCAUUGGAGUCGACCCACUUGCCUCUGGAAAGGGUUUCUGGUCAGAGAUGCUAGGUGUUGGAGAUUUCUACUAUGAGCUGGGUGUGCAGAUCAUUGAAGUGUGUCUGGCCUUGAAACACAGAAAUGGGGGCCUUAUUACCCUGGAUGAACUCCACCACAGAGUACUAAAGGGCAGAGGGAAGUUUGCUCAGGAUGUCAGCCAAGAUGACUUGGUACGAGCGAUUAAGAAGUUGAAGGCCAUGGGUAAUGGCUUUGGGAUGAUUCCUGUGGGAGGCUCCUAUCUGGUGCAGUCAGUCCCAGCGGAGCUGAACAUGGACCACACCGUUGUUCUGCAGCUGGCCGAGAAGAAAGGCUAUGUGACUGUGAGCGAGAUCAAGGAGUGCCUGAAGUGGGAGCGGGAGCGAGCUUGCCAUGUGCUGGACCACCUACUGAAAGAAGGCUUGGCCUGGCUGGACUCACAGGCUGCUGGAGAGCCUCAAUACUGGCUGCCUGCCCUCUUUUCAGAGUUAUCUUCUCGUGAUGUCACACCAGAAGAGGCCAAUCAGAUGGUGCCAUGAGAAAGAGGCAAGGGUUGUCUUGUGACCUUCACGUGAGCUCUAGUACUUAACCAGAGAUGAAUUCCUUUGUCACAGUUUCAUCUUAAGGUUGUGAAGUGCACCUGUUCACCAGUGGCACCCCAACUGUAAAUUUGUACGCAUUGUGUGUAUUGUACAAUUAAGAUGUGAUUUCUCUCAGUGUAAAAUUGCAAUGGAAUAAAUAUACCUGCAAGUUUACCAAA